This is a messenger RNA of Blepharisma stoltei, 609 nucleotides long. NCBI's taxonomy places the organism in Eukaryota, Ciliophora, Heterotrichea, Heterotrichida, Blepharismidae. The record is from the annotation of a GenBank genome assembly.
AUGAUAUCAUCUUCACAACAAAAGAUUGACCAGCUCCUUGAAAGACGGGCAGCUGAAAUUAUAGAAAUUGAAAAUAAAUACCAAGAAUUACUGAAACACGAAUAUCUUGCCCGUUCAGUGGAGCUUAAGAGAUCUCCUCACUUUUGAAAAAGAGUCCUUAGGAAUCAUCAUACACUUUCAAAACUCUUUACCUCUGAAGAUUGAAACAUUUUGGAAUUUUUAGAUGAUUUAACAUUAGAUGAAUUUUCGUCGCGAAAUAAGGUAAAAACAUAUAAGUUGACCUUUGAUUUUAAGACAAACCCUUAUUUCAGCAAUAAUACUUUGUGGGCUGCUGUGAAUGAUGAUGAAGUGAAUUAUUAUUGCGCGUCAGGAAUUCAGUAUAAAGAAGGAUAUAAUAGAGAUAGCUUUGAUGAAGGGGAUGAAGAAGCGAAAAAAGACAGUUUUUUUAGGGUUUUUCAAGGUGUACAGGAACAGCCUUCUUUUUGAAACGAAGGCGGGUUUGUUUAUGAAGUAUUAAAUGGGAUAAGAAUUGACCUAUGGGAAGACCCUGUAAAAUUUUAUGAUAGCCCAGCAGAGUUUACUUCAAAUUCAUCAAGAUUAUUUGCCUAA